AUGAAGAGAGGCCCUUCAAUGUUAGAGAAAAACUAUGCCCAAGCUGUGACACGACUCGAAAGUAUUGAAAGGAAGCUGAAACGAGACCCUGAGAAAGUUGAAGCUUACAUCACUGCGAUCAACCAAUAUGUAGAGAAAGGCUUUGGAGAGAAAGCAGUUGAUGUGACAAGUGGAGAUGGGAGUGUCCGGCACUUGCCGCACCAUGCUGUUUUCCAUGCUGACAGACCGACAACAAAAUGCAGAAUCGUAUUCGAGGCUUCUGCCCGAGGGCAAGACGGUGUUUUUCUCAAUGAGUGUAUCCUUCCGGGUCCUGCAUUGCAACCCAACCUUGCAUCUGUCCUCAUCCGUUUUCGCACGCACAGAGUUGGAAUGAUAACAGAUGUGGAGAAGAUGUAUCUUCAGAUUAACCUUACGCGAAAACAUCAGGACGUACACCGUUGUCGAUGGAGAGAUCUGAAGACAGAGGUAGCACCGAAACUUUACAGAAUGCUAAGACUGACACUUGGAGUAAACGCUUGUCCAUUUCUUGCCUUUGCAACCGUGAAUGCUCAUGUCAAUAAGUAUGUAGAGACAUUCCCUGACGCCGCAGGAGAAAUCCUACAUAACAUGUAUGUAGAUGACUUCUUAACAGGAGCUGACACAGACAACUCGGCGCUGAAACUUCAACAAGAGAUGUCAGAUAUCAUGAUGGCAGCAGCGUUUAACUUAAAAAAUUGGGCAAGCAACUCGAAGCUCGUAAUGGAUGGUAUAGAUACAGACAAAAGAGCAACGUCGCUACUAUUGGAGUGUGAUUCACGUCAGCCACUCAAAGCCCUUGGUGUAUCAUGGGACUUGAAUUCUGACUGCUUCAGAUUCAUUACACCAAGUGAAAGUGUUUUUUCCCAUGAUCCAAUGACGAAAAGGAGCCUUCUAAGUUUAGCAUCAAGAACGUUCGGCCCAAUGGGACUAAUUUCUCCUUUCACCGUGAGAGCCAAGAUUUUUUUCCAAGAGCUGUGA
Molecule: messenger RNA, 996 nt
Organism: Stylophora pistillata
Lineage: Eukaryota; Metazoa; Cnidaria; Anthozoa; Scleractinia; Pocilloporidae
Source: RefSeq, a predicted model, not a curated record